Molecule: messenger RNA, 2155 nt
Organism: Nylanderia fulva
Lineage: Eukaryota; Metazoa; Arthropoda; Insecta; Hymenoptera; Formicidae
Gene: pkaap
Product: A-kinase anchoring protein pkaap
Biological process (GO): intracellular protein localization
Cellular component (GO): mitochondrion; plasma membrane
Molecular function (GO): protein kinase A binding
Source: RefSeq, a predicted model, not a curated record
CGCUUGCUGCACCUGCACCCUGCACCCACGAUCUGUCGUAAUCGGCGAUGCAAACACCAGUAAUCUGUCACUUGACGUUCCGUAAUGACGCCAACGCGAAAUGUCGCGCAUCGCCGCGUUCGCGGGUAACCGGGGUGCGGAUCGUCAUCAUCAUCGGCAUCAGGAGCCACGCGAGAUUCGAUCUGUCAACUGGCUUGCGAGCCCGAGCGCGCGACACAGUUUGACAGUUCGGCGAAACCGAUGCGUUCCAUUCAUCUUCCGUGAAAUACGACAAAAGGAUAAGCUGGGAUUGUUAGAAACUUCACCUGCAAAGUCAACGAGCUCAGGAAACUUUCUGACAGAUGCAUUUGAUAGUAACACAUCAUCCAUUCAAACACCCUUGGGUGUAUUAUGCAGUCUUGAGGAAAAAGAGGAGGAAGAAAUUCUCAGUAAUGACAGUAAAGAAGCAUACACCUUUAGCUCUCGGUUGUCUAAAGCUCUACCAGAAGUACUUAUGGACAAGAGUGCCCUUGGUUAUUUCAUUCAGUUUAUGGAAACCAGAAAAAGGAUAGCUCUCAUAAAGUUCUGGCUAGAAGUGGAAUGCUUGUGCAGUGCAUCUGGCACGUCCAGUGAAGAUACGGAGAAAGUUAGACACUCAAAUCAAAAGGAACUGUUAGAAACUUUGCCUAAUUCCUUAGAUGAUAACGAAAACUUUAGUUGCAAUGUAUUCUCUAAUAAUGUAGAUACUCAAACGAGCAAUGAAAUACCAUGUGAUGAGAAUAGUGACAACAUGACAUCCUUGUUAAAUGGUAUGCCAAAGACUAGUCAAACGAUAAGUAAAGCGCAACAAUCAAAUCAUGAUUGUAAGAGACACGACAUGACAACAACUAGACAAGAUGCUUUGAGAAUUUACAAGAAAUACAUUCUCAAUGAAACUCUGGGUAUAAGUCAAAUAUCUGAAGAAUUAAAACUGGAAAUGGAGAAAGCUGUUACACAGGAAAACAAUGAGCCUAUAUUACAGUGCCUAUCUGCUGUUCAAAGCAUAGUAUAUGAUAUAUUAGAGAAAGAAUAUAUUAACGAUUUUCUACGAAGCCAAUUUCACUGUAAACAUCAAAUUGAUGUGCUCACCAGCGGUAAUGUACAGUUAGCAGAUAUAUUGUAUAAUGAGACAGCAUUCUUUUACUUCAUGGAGUUCAUGGAACUUGAGAAUAAGCGAGAAUUGUUAGAUUUUUGGAUGUCAACUAUAAGUUACAAACAAAAUCUCUUGGAGAAGCAAGGUGCAAUCGAUCCCGAAGAAGCACAGGCCGAUGCCGUUAUUAUUUAUGAGAAGUAUUUUAGUUUACAAGCGACCAUGCCUCUCGGGUUUAGCGAUAAAAUUCGCUUCCACGUAGAACAGAACAUUUGUUGCGAGGGCGAGGGAGGUACACAGCCCGAUUGUUUUGAUAAACCCAGUAAAAUUGUAUAUAACUUCCUCAAUAAGCAUUAUCUGCCGGUGUUCUUAUCUUCACAACUGUAUUAUAAAUACUUAUCGGAGCUAAUCAGCACGAUUCAGAGCAGCCCGUGUCCGAGUUUACAUUCCAAGAUAAGGAGAACAGGUUCAGAUUGUAGUAGUGAAGUGAGCUCUGUGUGUACUAGUAUGCCAAGUACUUCUCAAGCAGGAAACCAUGGCAGUAAAUUAUGUAAUAAUAAAAAGAACAUUAACAGUCACCUGAAUAUCGAUACCAGGCAACUUUAUGAUCCAGAUUCCUUAUGGCGACGUAAUAAAUAUCGUUUAAGCAUUGGUUACGUUGACAAUUUAGGCAGGUUUGUUACCGAAAUAGAGCCAGAUCCUCAUAGAAAAUAUGAAUCUCGUCUAACUCGAGUUGUAAAACGAUUUGUAAAUAUAGAACAAGAUAAGGCUAAAGAAGAUUUAGCAUGGAGAAUUGCUGAGAUGAUCAUUCGUGAAAUUACGUCUUUGACACUUGGAGCUUCGAAUCUUCCCUCUUGAUGGUAAAUUUGACAUGACGAAUUUGAGGCUUAAGUUUUUUUUAAGUAUAAAAUAUUUUAUAGUAUGUAUAAAUAUCUUGUCUCUUUGUUUUAAAUGUUAGUGAAAUAAUGCUGCAAAUUUGCCAAAGUGCCAAACAGAUCAAUAUAAAUAAAAAAAUUUUAAUUAAACGUUUUUUAAUAUAUUUUAAAA